This is a messenger RNA of Effrenium voratum, 3066 nucleotides long. The record is from the annotation of a GenBank genome assembly. Lineage: Eukaryota; Dinophyceae; Suessiales; Symbiodiniaceae.
AUGGACUUAUUGUCUGAUGCAGGGUUUGCGCUUGCCCUGGUAACCGUCCUCAAGAGCAAGCCAGACGAGUGCCUAUGUGUUAUAGGAUUGGACUGCUCGUCCUUUGUGACAAUCAACGCUGGAACGCAUUGCCGCACACCAAUCACGCCACUUGGUGAUGAGUCUGUGGCGCAUGUGCGCCGCGGAAACCGGCUUGCAUCUCGGUGCUGCCUCUUGAUCUUGGUCAUGACGUCCAUGAACCUGGCAUGGCUGAUUGAGCAGCCGCGAAGCUCGAUGCUUCCCUGGCACCCAAGGAUAAGGUGGCUGUUUUCUCGCUUACCAAAAGUGCAUUACUUAGUUGCACACACACUUCAAGGUGCAGCAAAGGCUUCUAAAGCACCUACCAAAGCUGAACCAGUUUCCCCAGAUGACUCAGGUGCUCCAGUUGCGCCAAAGGAAGUUAGGAUGCCCAAGGCAAGCGUCAAAUCAGCUGCAAAGGCAAAGGGGAAGGCGCCCAAAAAGAAUAACCAGGAGGAUGAGGAGGUUGAACCCCGGCCUUCUAGCUCCCAGAAGAAAAAGGCAUCCGCAAACAAGGAAGUGACAAUCGAGGAGUUGCAGGUCUCGCCAUCCAUUUACAUGUUGAUGCAGGCCAACAAGGAAAUGCAAGAACAGAUGAAGAUGCUGAUGGCCAUGGUCCGGGAUAAGCCCAACAAAGAUGAAUUGAAAACGCCACCUCCCAAGCGGAAGGCUGUCUCUACACCAGAGCCUGCCAGUGAUGCCAGCGGCACCGAAGACCUCAGCGAGCAGGACGAUGAUGCACCUACAGAGCAGGCGAAGCGCCACCGACUCAGGCGGCUAUGCGAACGUAAACCAUCGGGGAAAAUUCAGGUGCCUCAAGAAAUACAUGAACAAUGGGCGGCUGGAGGUCAAGGGCGGGAGGACUUGAUGCAAAUGCUAGAGGAAGCUGAAUUCAACAAAGCUUGCUUUGUGAACCGCGUCAUCAAGUCCAAGGAGCGCACCAAUCGCAAAUCUGCGAAAUCCAAGCGCGGAUGGUUUACAAAGGAGGCAAUGGUGAAGAAUUUGGGUUGGAGCUCGUCGUACGCUGCCAACGCCAUCAAGUAUUGCGAGAAAAAGAACUUGGUCAAGAAGGAUCGCUACAACAACAAGCUGAAGAAGUACUAUGUCGAGUACGAAGAGGGCGACGAGCAUGUGGACGAAGAGGAGGAGAAGGCUGGCCGCAAGGUGAAGUUUAACACCCUGGGCAAGAAGAAGUCUCGCUUGGUCCCCGACAUCCAGCCUGAGUCCAGCGACGAUGCCAACGAGGACGACAAGGAGGCUGACGAUGUGAAGUCCAUCCGCGCCUUGGAGGAGGCUGUCGAGAUCCUGGAGAAGGAGUACGAAGUGGUAGAAGAGGUCCGGGCGGAGACCUCCGAUUUGCAGGCCCCAGCCAACCACGUGGUGGCGUUGGCGAAAGCGGAGGUGGACAAUAAUCUGGGCGCGUGCCCUGCUAUGCGUGCUUUGGCAAGGCUUCGGGAACGUGAUGCUGAGAAUGGCGUACAUGAAGUGCUAGCAAGAUUUGGGCUUGCUGCCCCCAUUCCCCUGGACCAUGUCGAUCUAGGCCCAGGGGCCCUGCGCAAUUUUCCCUACAUGAAGCUGAGCAAUUGGGUGAAGUUUCUCUUGGACUCUGGUAGGUUAAGGCAGCUUUGUGGUAUCCCUGAUGUGGAGCACAUGAAGGCUGUCCUGACAGAGUUCUGGAGCCGUUUUCGCCAAAUGGAUGAAACACACCAAGUCUUCCAGCUUGCUUCGGAGAACGUCCUCCACCGUACACCAUUGCGAAGAAACCAAAUGGGCCUGAACUUUGUGGGCCAGACCUGGAGCACCCAGUUUACAUUUUGCACCUUGCUACGUGCUGUUGCCAGUCAAUACCCGGACUCGCUUGACACCUUAACAGCUCUCUAUGCCGAGGACUUGGAAAGAUUGGCCCAUGAGGGAGUUGUAUCAACAGAUGGCGCUCUGCGAGUUUGGUGCGUGCACAUUGGUGUGAAGGGCGACCUGCCAGCCCUAACUAAAUUAGGGGGAUUCAAGAGGUCCUUCUCCCAUGUGGCCAAGGCACCUUCCUCAAAGAAACCCAGCCAGGGUGUCUGCCCAUAUUGCCUCGCGGGCGUGGAGGGCGACAACAACGCAUCGCAUCAGCCGUGGGAGGAUUUUUCCAGUCAGCCAAAAUGGGCACGAACGAUGCAGAGGGGUGUUCCAUGGGACCACCCACCUUCAAUCAUGAAAGGGGCUUUGGUUUCUCCUGGGAAAGAGUCUUCAUUUUUCAAAUUGGACAUUUGGCACAACUUCCACUUGGGAGUGUCCAAGCACUGGCUCGGUUCAUCCCUGAUUGCAAUCAUGGAAUCUGCUGACCUGCCAUUUGAACAUGGCACGCGCUCUGUGGAAGCAAAGCUGGAGUGGAUGACCCGGGACUAUUUGAAGUUCUGCGGGGACAAACGUAUCUCACCCUUUGUGACAGAACUGUCUCGUGAGUCACUGGGCUUUCCAACCGGCUCAGCCUCCCCAAUUGGGCAUUGGAACAAGGGCGCAGCAUCCACCCACAUCAUGCUCUACCUCGAGAACAUUUGUGAACGUUUCAUAAAGGGGAAAACUGAAGAGCCGACCCUUUGUGCGAUUGAACUGGGCACGCGGAUGAUGAACACAGUCAUUGCAUACCUCUACACUCAGGGCUUCUGGCUUCAAAGUGCAAAGGGGGUCCGGGUGAGCGCUAUGAUCAUGGUCUUCCUGCAGUGCUACGCGAAGUGUGCUAGCCUUGCGUUCGAAAGACGGCGGAAUAGAUUCGCCUUGGUCCCCAAGUUGCACUACUUGCACCACUGUGCUUUUCGCUUGGCGGUGGAAGCCCAUCACCCGUGGGCAGUCAACCCUUUAGGGGAGUCUGUGCAAAUGCAGGAAGACUUUAUAGGGCGACCGUGUCGGGUGUCACGAAGAAUCAACAUCCGGCAGCUCCACAUGCGAGUUGCUCAGAGAUCUUUGAUCUGCUCCAUGCAAGCGCUGGAAGCAUCAGAUCAGGAUCUUAGGGGCUUGCACCCAUGA